AUGGGACUUGCUCAGAGCUGCUCAAGUCAGGACAGAGCCUGUGAAAAAAGGUGGAUUCAGACCUCACUGAGGGAGUCAGGGUUGGGGGGCUUGGGGGUUGGACCUAGGCAGUUUUCCUUCUCUCUCUCAGCUGUCACAUCACAAGAUGAUGCUGGCUCCAACCUCCCUUUCUGGUCCUCAUCAUGCAGGGAAGUUUUUCCCCCUAGAAAAAUGCAUAGAAAAAUCCCAUGCAGAUAUGACCCAUGGAAUCGUGGGCUGUCUGGGGACAAAGGAAGCCCUGGGAUGAGCCCAGGACUCUGUGUCAUUGUCUUCACCUUCUUACUGUGCUUGGCCUGCACUCAGGCUCAUGAUGGUGCUCGGUAA
Molecule: messenger RNA, 363 nt
Organism: Rangifer tarandus platyrhynchus (Svalbard reindeer)
Lineage: Eukaryota; Metazoa; Chordata; Mammalia; Artiodactyla; Cervidae
Source: the annotation of a GenBank genome assembly